CUAAAAGAUUGCUUUACAAAGCAACCAAAAAGAAGAUACCUUAAUAACAGGGCAAGCUGAAAGUCCAAGAUUCUCCUCAUUUCCCCCCACAUAUUUUUUAAUGUCUUUAAACUUUUGAAAUGGGGUCAAAACACUCUAAGGCUCACCCUAGGGUCACCAGAGUGGCCCCUAUGCAAGAAAAAGACUCAAUGUCUUCACCAGCCAGCUCUGUGGACUUGGUAUUCAGUGACACUCCAGAGGAACAAAGUUUAUAUUCAUUUCCAAGACUCCAAGAGAAGAAGAAAACAUUGGACAGGCAGCUACCACCACUUCGGGAGACUUUGUAUGGAAAAUAUUCUUCAGGUCUUGAAGUGCCCAGGCCCAUCUCUGUUGAUAUUCCACUGGAAAUGGGAGAAACAAGUAUUAUUAAAAGACAUCCACCCCGAAGAUUUCAAAUGCUCAAGCCUCUUGAACCACAAGUCAUCACUGCUGAGCAGUUCUUGACCCAGAAAGAAGCCGAGGCCACACGAAAGAAAAAGCAGGAGCUGGAAAAGAGAAUGCAAGCUCUGACAUACUCUUCUGGGAAAAGGCAAUAUUUACACAAAAUGAAAAUGCUGGAAAUGAACAGCAAGAAGCAAGAGGCUCAGGCUGAGUUAAAGCGAAGUCUCCACAGAGAAGCAAGAAUUAAUAAACACAAAAUGAGAGAACUCAAAGCCAAAAAAGUCCUAGAAAACAUGCCAAGAAAUAAUGAUAGUGAAGACUUUGUAACUAUAGAACCUGAUGUACCCAUGAAUGGAAAGAGAGAUAAUGAAUGGAAUAGAGAAUUUGCAAAGUAUCCUGAACGGAGUGAAUAUCAUCCCAGGAAGAGUGAUGAAUUGAGAAGAUGGUCACUCAAACAGCAGGUCCAAGAUGAACUAUUUUGGGACAGUUCUAGCACCAAUUCAGAUGAGUCCAGAAAAGAUGAAAGGAAAUCCUGGACCCUAGUGAGGACCAAGACAGAAAUAAUUCCACUUUUUGAUGAGUUCUUUGAUCAAAUUAAGUGACAAAAUUAAGAGAACUUUGCAUCAAUCAGGAUUUCAUUGGGAGGAGAAAGGGAAGAAUUUAAACAUUGAAUUACUUGUGAUUCUAGGACCUAGAACAGUGCCUGGCAUACAGGAAGUGCUUAAUAAAUAUUUGUGGAUUGAUUGCUUAA
Molecule: messenger RNA, 1171 nt
Organism: Dromiciops gliroides (monito del monte)
Lineage: Eukaryota; Metazoa; Chordata; Mammalia; Microbiotheria; Microbiotheriidae
Gene: CCDC198
Product: coiled-coil domain containing 198
Exons: 6
Coding region: 120-1022 (300 amino acids)
Source: RefSeq, a predicted model, not a curated record